GAUAAAUGCCAUAUCUCAUAAUUGAGCUCAUCUCAUUAAGAGAAGACGCCAAGGCAUGAGUGAAGAAGGGUUAAGAAUGGAGCUUUCAGAGAUCAGAGACAGAACGGGAACUAGUUUCAGGAGUAGCUCUUCUUCAAGAAAUGAGUCUGAUCAGGAUGAGGCAGAGCAUGCUCUGCAAUGGGCUGAGAUCCAGAGGCUGCCCACUUUCAAACGGCUGAGAUCAUCUCUGGUCGAUGAAGAAGGCGAGGCUGAGAAGAAAGGGAAAAGGGUGGCUGAUGUCACCAAGCUUGGAGCCAUGGAACGUCAUCUGAUGAUUGAGAAGCUGAUCAAACACAUCGAGAAUGAUAAUCUCAAGCUGCUCAAGAAGAUCAGAAGAAGAAUGGACAGGGUUGGUGUGGAGUUUCCGAGCAUAGAGGUGAGGUAUGAGCAUUUAAGUGUUGAAGCUGAGUGUGAGGUCAUUGAAGGGAAGGCGCUUCCAACUUUAUGGAACUCCUUGAAGCGCGUUUUCUUAGAACUGGUGAAGCUGAGUGGUGUAGUAACACGUGAAGCUAAGAUAAUACUUAAUGAUGUUAACGGCAUCAUUAACCCGGGAAGGUUAACUUUGCUACUUGGUCCUCCUGGAUGUGGGAAAAGUACUCUGCUUAAGGCUUUGUCUGGAAACUUGGACAAGAAUCUAAAGAGUUCUGGUGAAAUCUCCUACAAUGGACACGCACUUAACGAAUUUGUUCCUCAGAAAACAUCUGCGUACAUAAGCCAACAAGAUCUUCACAUUGCAGAGAUGACAGUGAGGGAGACAAUAGACUUCUCAGCUCGUUGUCAAGGUGUAGGUAGCAGAACAGAUAUUAUGAUGGAGGUCAGUAAAAGAGAAAAGGAGGUUGGAAUCAUCCCUGACCCUGAAGUAGAUGCUUACAUGAAGGCAAUAUCGGUUAAAGGACUUAAAAGAAGUCUGCAAACAGAUUACAUCUUGAAGGUCCUAGGGCUUGACAUUUGUGCAGAAACAUUGGUUGGGAAUGCGAUGAAAAGAGGCAUAUCAGGGGGUCAAAAGAAGCGUCUUACCACAGCCGAGAUGAUCGUUGGUCCAACAAAAGCUCUGUUCAUGGAUGAAAUAACAAACGGCUUAGACAGUUCCACUGCGUUUCAGAUAGUCAAGUCUCUUCAGCAACUAGCUCACAUUACAGACGCAACAGUGCUUGUUUCCCUUCUUCAACCUGCUCCAGAAUCAUAUGACCUCUUUGACGAUAUUGUCCUGAUGGCUGAAGGAAAAAUUGUGUACCACGGUCCACGCCACGAGGUCCUAAAUUUUUUUGAGGAAUGUGGAUUUAGAUGCCCAGAAAGGAAAGGUGUUGCAGACUUUCUACAAGAGGUUAUAUCUAGAAAGGACCAAAGACAGUACUGGAUACACCAGGACUUACCUUAUAGUUUUGUUUCAGUAGAUACAUUUUCAAAGAGAUUCAAAGACUUAGAGAUUGGGAGAAAGCUUAAGGAAGCUCUGUCUAAGCCAUAUGAUAAAUCAAAACCACACAAGGAUACUCUUUCCUCUAAUGCAUAUUCUCUUCCAAAAUGGGAGUUGUUCAAAGCAUGCAUCUCAAGAGAGUUUCUUCUCAUGAAGCGAAACUAUUUCCUCUAUCUCUUCAAAACGUUUCAGCUUGUUCUGUCUGCAAUCAUCACUAUGACUGUGUUUAUACGAUCAAGGAUGGGCAUGGACAUUGUUCAUGGGAACUCUUACAUGAGUUGCAUCUUUUUUGGAAUCGUUGUACUUAUGAUUGAUGGAAUUCCAGAGAUAUCUAUGACUGUUCAACGCCUUGCCGUGUUUUACAAGCAAAAGCAACUGUGUUUCUAUCCAGCUUGGGCUUAUGCAAUCCCAGCAACAGUGUUGAAGGUCCCUCUCUCCUUCCUUGAAUCUCUCGUUUGGACUUGCCUCACUUACUAUGUCAUUGGAUACACUCCUGAAGUCUCCAGGUUCUUCCGGCAAUUCAUAAUGCUAUUUGCUGUUCACUUCACGUCCAUAUCGAUGUUUCGGUGUAUAGCUUCAAUCUUUCAGACAGGAGUUGCUUCGAUGGCAGCUGGUAGUUUUGCCAUAUUAGCCACCUUUGUCUUUGCUGGUUUUGCCAUUCCCUACACUGACAUGCCAGGGUGGCUGAAGUGGGGUUUCUGGGUGAAUCCUAUAAGCUACGCAGAGAUUGGACUCUCUGUAAACGAGUUUCUUGCUCCAAGAUGGCAGCAAAUGCAACCUACAAAUGUUACAUUAGGGAGAACCAUACUCGAAAGCAGAGGACUGAACUACGAUGAUUAUAUGUAUUGGGUCUCAUUAGGUGCCUUGCUGGGCCAGACCAUUAUCUUCAACAUCAUUUUCACUCUAGCUUUGAGUUUCUUGAAAUCUCCCACAACAUCUCGUGCUAUGAUCUCCCAAGAGAAGCUACUUGAGCUGCAAGGAACAAAAGAUUCAUCAGUCGAGCAGAUUAAGUCAACAGAGACAAACGAGGAUUCAGGGAAGAUGGUGUUGCCUUUUAAGCCUCUCACCAUAACAUUUCAAGAUUUGAACUACUACGUUGACGUUCCUGUGAUGAGAGGUCAAGGGUACGCUGAGAAGAAACUGCAGCUUCUCUCGAACAUCACCGGAGCUUUCAGGCCUGGAGUUCUAACGGCGUUGAUGGGAAUCAGUGGAGCAGGGAAAACCACUCUACUAGACGUCCUAGCCGGAAGAAAAACAAGCGGAUACAUCGAAGGAGACAUCAAGAUAAGUGGAUACCUUAAAGUCCAAGAAACGUUCGCAAGGGUCUCAGGCUACUGCGAGCAAACGGAUAUACACUCACCAAACAUCACCGUGGAAGAGUCGUUAAUUUACUCGGCUUGGCUCCGUCUAGUUCCAGAAAUAGAUCCUGAAACCAAAAUAAGAUUCGUAAAACAAGUUUUGGAGACGAUAGAGCUGGAGGAGAUCAAGGACGCGAUGGUGGGAGUCCCCGGCCAGAGCGGACUGUCGACGGAACAGAGGAAGCGUUUGACGGUGGCGGUGGAGUUGGUGGCGAACCCCUCUAUCAUAUUCAUGGAUGAACCAACGACGGGGCUGGACGCAAGAGCAGCUGCCAUAGUGAUGAGAGCUGUCAAGAACGUAGCAGAGACUGGAAGAACCAUCGUCUGCACUAUUCAUCAGCCCAGCAUUGACAUCUUUGAAGCUUUUGACGAGUUGGUACUUUUGAAGACAGGAGGUCGCAUGAUUUACACUGGACCACUUGGACAGCAUUCUUCUCAUGUCAUUCAGUAUUUCGAGAGUAUCCCUGGAGUUGCUAAGAUAAGAGACAACUACAAUCCAGCAACAUGGAUGCUAGAGGUUACUUCACAGUCUAUGGAGACUGAACUGGACGUGGAUUUCGCAGAAAUCUACAAGGAAUCUAAUCUUUACAAGAGCAACUCCGAGCUAGCUGCAGGGCUGGGCAAACCGGAUCCCGGUUCAACCGACUUGCAUUUCGAGAGAACUUUUGCGCAGAGCUGGUGGGGACAGUUCAAAUCUUGUCUAUGGAAGAUGAGCUUGUCUUACUGGAGAAGCCCUUCUUACAACUUGAUGCGUAUCGGUCACACUUUGAUCUCUUCUUUGAUCUUUGGUGUACUCUUCUGGAAACAAGGACAAAAGAUAGAUACUCAACAGAACUUGUUCACAGUUCUUGGAGCAAUCUACGGUCUUGUCCUCUUCUUGGGAGUAAACAACUGCACUACAGCGUUACAGUAUUUCGAGACAGAGCGUAACGUUAUGUACCGCGAAAGAUUCGCUGGAAUGUACUCCGCGUUUGCCUAUGCGUUGGCUCAGGUUGUGACCGAGAUUCCUUACAUUCUCAUCCAAAGCGCAGAGUUUGUGAUCGUCAUAUAUCCUAUGAUGGGUUUAUACGCAUCUGCUUACAAAGUCUUUUGGAGUCUCUACUCAAUGUUCUGCAACUUACUCUGCCUCAACUACCUUGCAAUGUUCCUCAUCUCCGUCACUCCAAACUUCAUGGUCGCAGCUAUUCUCCAGUCUCUUUUCUUCGUUGCUUUCAACCUUUUUGCUGGAUUCUUGAUUCCACUACCGCAAAUACCAAAGUGGUGGGUCUGGCUUUACUAUCUAGCUCCAACCUCUUGGACGCUCAACGUGUUUUUCUCGUCUCAGUACGGUGAUAUACAUGAAACGAUCGAUGCCUUUGGACAGUCCACGACCGUUGCAAGAUUCUUAGAGGACUACUUUGGAUUCCACCAUGAUCGUUUGAUCUUAUCAGCCAUUAUUCUCAUCGCAUUCCCAAUUGCACUGGCUUCUAUGUUUGCCUUCUUUGUUGCCAAGCUUAACUUUCAAAAACGAUGAUGCAUCAUCAUCAUACACCAA
This is a messenger RNA of Raphanus sativus (radish), 4345 nucleotides long. RefSeq names its product ABC transporter G family member 33-like. The coding region runs from base 56 to 4324 and encodes 1422 amino acids. The transcript has 22 exons. Gene Ontology annotation, molecular function: ATP hydrolysis activity; ABC-type transporter activity; ATP binding. The record is from RefSeq and is a predicted model, not a curated record. Lineage: Eukaryota; Viridiplantae; Streptophyta; Magnoliopsida; Brassicales; Brassicaceae. Gene Ontology annotation, cellular component: membrane.